Molecule: messenger RNA, 1449 nt
Organism: Penicillium cosmopolitanum
Lineage: Eukaryota; Fungi; Ascomycota; Eurotiomycetes; Eurotiales; Aspergillaceae
Product: alpha-mannosyltransferase
Exons: 2
Coding region: 1-1449 (482 amino acids)
Biological process (GO): mannan biosynthetic process
Cellular component (GO): Golgi apparatus
Molecular function (GO): alpha-1,2-mannosyltransferase activity
Source: RefSeq, a predicted model, not a curated record
AUGGGUGUCUUCAGACCGGGCCGAGCGAGGUCCCUGGUCCUCGCGAUGCUCGCUCUGAUCCUAGUGUGCACGGUCUAUCUCUAUUGGAGUCCAACCAGCGCGUCCUCGACCGUCUCCGUUGUCCCGAGCACGGCCUUCGAGGUACCCUUGGCAGAACGUCAGAAAGAUUUCUGGAAAGCCCUCCAACCCAUUAUCGAGCGACAUAACCCGAAUUGUCCAUCGCCGGAGAAACUGGACGAUGCCAGCGGCCUCCACUUUGACCCUACGAACGACCAGCCUCGGCCUGAUCUGACCCGGAUGAGCGAGGAGAAUGUGAAAUCAAUGGAGCUCGCCCAUGCCGCUUUCCUCGAGGAUGUAAAGCACGCCGAAAAAGACCUCAAACCUGUCCAUACACCCGGGAAGCGGGGAUUGGUGUCAACAGCUGGUGCGACCUACCUUCCAGUCUUCGUCUCCUCACUCCGCAUGCUCCGCCGAGCGGGGUCAACAUUACCGGUGGAAGUAUUUAUGAAAGAUGCCGGGGAAUACGAGAAGCGUGUGUGCAGUGAAGUGCUUCCCAUGCUCAAUGCGCAAUGUUUAGUGUUGGGUGACGUCGUGGGCAAGAGCGUCAUCGAGCAUUAUCAGCUCAAAAUAUUUGCCGUGCUUUUCUCCUCCUUCGAGGAAAUCGUUUGGAUGGAUGCGGACUGCUUCCCACUGGGCAAACCGGAGGAUCUACUCGACUCGGAUCCCUUCAAAUCCAAUGGGCUAGUGACCUGGCCAGACUUCUGGGCUUCCUCCGCGUCUCCUUUGUACUACAAAAUCUCGCGUCAAGAAGCGACACCCAUGACGGUGCGCCAAUCUUCGGAAACUGGGAUUUUCUUGGUUUCGAAAAAGACGCACAUGCUUUCGCUUCUGCUCGCUGCGUAUUAUAAUUAUUAUGGCCCGUCGCACUACUUCCGACUGUUAAGUCAGGGUGGUCCAGGAGAAGGUGACAAGGAGACGUUUCUACAGGCCGCAGCCGCUACCGGUGCCCCAUUUUAUGCUGUCAGUGAGAGAGUGCAGGCGAUUGGGCAUUCGACUAAAAACGGUCUGUCUGGUUCUGCAAUGGCCCAGUCAGACCCACGCGAAGACUUUGCGCUCACUACGAAAGACAAAUGGCGAACCAAAGACCCAGCGGUUGCCCCGCCUCCGCCUAUCUUCUUCGUUCAUGCCAAUUAUCCGAAAUUCAAUCCGGGAGACAAUGUCUUCGGUUCGAAUUGGGAAACAUCGCCUACCCUGAAAGCAAGACGGCGAUUCGGUCAGGAUGCGGAGAGAGCCUAUUGGGAAGAAAUUAAAUGGGUGACCUGCCAUCUUGAAGGCUCGUUCAAGUCGUGGGAGCACAAGGCUGGUCUUUGCGUGAGGGUUGAAGAAUAUUGGCAUAACGUCUUUGCCGAAACGCACAAUGAUGACCCGAAGUUCACCCAAGACGGCUAA